AUAUUGUGUGUAAUUUGACCGCUUAGUAGCGAUUUCCACAAUCUUGAUUUUACGAUAUUCCUUUCAAAGUGUGUUACUCGAAUUUAAAAAAUGAGUGUAAAUUUCCUUUCUCGGCUUCGUUUCGGACAUCACAAUUACGCUCGUUUUCAUAUAUUCGGGCCACAAACUUUUAGCUCAUAUCACAAUAUCGACGUUAUCGAUAAAUCGCCUUCUUGUGACCUUAUGAUAUUAAUUAUUAUUUUUUAAAACAUUAAUUAGACCAGUACAUUCAAAAAGACGUCAUAUAAAUCCCCGAAAAUUUCUUUUAAAUUGAUAUAUAUGUACAGGUAGAACUAAUUCCCAAAAGUAAAAUAUGGGUUAGUGCAUCAUUCCUAGAGAUAAUGAGCAAUACAUAUAAAUCCAAGCCAUCCAGACUGGUAAUUAAAUUAUUGCACUAUAUCAUCGGCGAGAAAAAUUUGGCCAAUAUGACACUUACUGGGGGAAAGGGGACGAAAAAAAUCCCAAAGAAAACUGUUAAAGCAAUUCGAGAAUAUGUACACUGGAAUACACGGAGAAAAUUAAGACUGGAUUUGGGAGAUUUCAAUCGUGUGAUUACAAAUGCAUGCUACGCAGCAAGAAUAAAAUUCAAAAAUGAAAAAAAAAAAGAAAUAACAAGAAGAGGUAUACUACAAGAAGGUAACAUGACGGAGAAAGAUCAGAAAGAUAAUCAGGAAGCUGAGAAAGGAACUGCUGUUACAAAGAAGAAAAUGGUUUUAAAAGAUUUCGUCAAAAAAAAUAGAAAACAAAAAUAAUGUAAUUCAUGGCGUAAAAUAAUUAAUAAA
Cotesia glomerata is the source of this 821-nucleotide messenger RNA. RefSeq lists its product as uncharacterized. Bases 381 to 791 code for a protein of 136 amino acids. Gene Ontology annotation, molecular function: DNA binding. The transcript has 2 exons. Lineage: Eukaryota; Metazoa; Arthropoda; Insecta; Hymenoptera; Braconidae. The record is from RefSeq and is a predicted model, not a curated record.